This is a messenger RNA of Drosophila busckii, 1380 nucleotides long. RefSeq names its product pyrimidine-specific ribonucleoside hydrolase RihA-like. Bases 98 to 1174 code for a protein of 358 amino acids. Gene Ontology annotation, molecular function: hydrolase activity, hydrolyzing N-glycosyl compounds. The transcript has a single exon. The record is from RefSeq and is a predicted model, not a curated record. Lineage: Eukaryota; Metazoa; Arthropoda; Insecta; Diptera; Drosophilidae.
CUUUAUAAUGUGGUGCAUUUGUUUAAUUAAAGAUCAUAAACUUGAAAACCGAAUGAAUGUUGAUAUAUACAACGAUAGUGAUAAGCAGUAGCAUUUGAUGAUCGGCAGCGCAAUGGAAAACACGGAGCGGCAUGUUGUCUUUGACUGUGACGUUGGAAACGAUGAUGCUUGGGCUCUGCAGCUGCUCUUGCGAGCUGAGGAAUACGUGCAAUCUAUAAAGGGGAAGAUACCCGAAGCAGUAGCACCACAGCGCUUUAAGGUGGUGGCUAUAACUUGUGUUCGGGGAAACUCUGAUGUGGACAACACAACGCUAAAUGCUUUGCGUGUACUGACCACAUUGAAACGACUGGAUAUACCUCUCUUUAAAGGCUGUCGCGAUGCUAUAAUUCCGCCCAACUGGAAACCAUACUGGGAUUUCCAUGGCAAGGACGGAUUAGGGGAUGCUGGUGACUAUCCGGAAGUAAAUGAAUCACUAAUUCCGGAGGAACAUGCUGUUAAUGCUAUGUAUCGCUUGGCCUGUCAGCAUGGCAAAUUGGACUUUAUACUGCUUGGCCCGCUGACAAACUUUGCCAUGUGCAUUAACCUCUACGGAGAUGCAUUUUUGGACAAAGUUGGAGAUGUCUAUAUGAUGGGUGGCAAUAUUUAUGGAAAAGGUAACGUCACCAAGAGUGCUGAAUACAAUUUUAUGAUGGAUCCCGAGGCGGCAUAUAUUGUAUUUGAGAAACUAAGAAAGCCAGCACUCCUGCUACCAUGGGAGCCAUGUAUUGAUGCCGACUUGGAUCUUGCCAUAGACUGGCGCUUCAACGUUUUGGGCGCCGUCGAAACGGAUUUUAUUAAGUUCAUGAACCAUUGCGAACGCAAGAUUUUCAAAGACUUUCAAAAGUGGCUAACCUGUGAUGCCCUCUUGGUUGCCGCUUUUCUAUUUCCAUCUGUUGUUAUUGCAGAGCAGCGAGAAUAUCACGCAACCGUCGAAACAUACGGAUUAAAUACUCGAGGUCAAGUGGUACUGGAUCAUAUGAAGGGCGAGGUCGUGGACGCCUUGCACGGCAAAGCAGCAAACGUACGUAUUAUUUAUAGCCUUAACCCAAAGCACUGGCGCACUAUUUACGGCUGGGCUGGUGGGUUACCAGGCGUAAGCAUUGAAGAAAUAUUCCAGCACUCUGAUAAGGCAUAGAGAGUACCAUAUACAAUGUCAUGAUAACGUGAUCUGCAAAAACAAAAUACAACAUUUUUGGUGUAUGCAAUUAUCUAGUGCCCUUAUGGCAAUUGAAACUAUCAACUACAGAUAUUCUUUAAUAAAUCAAAUUAAAAAGGCAGUAAAUAAUAGUAAUCAAAGCUGUUGCAAAUCCAAAAUAGAAUAAAUGUUAGGUCUUAUAAAUA